AUGCCCAAUACCGUGGCCAUCUUCUCGAUAUUCACCAGUCUAGCCACGAUAUCUGUUGCCCUGAGACUGCUCACGAGACUGUGGGUGGUGAAGACGGCAGGAUGGGACGAUUGGUUGAUUGUGCUUGCGUUGUUGACGGACUAUGUCUUCUUCGCUUUUGCGAUACUUGAAACACACUACGGCCUUGGGAUCUCCCGAAACGACCUCACCCAGUCCCAAAUAACCCACCAGCUAAAAGCCUUCUACAUCACAAUCCCCUUCUACAACCUAACCCUCAGUUUCACCAAGAUUUCCAUGCUAGUCCUCUACCUCCGCCUCCUCCCUAUGGUGAGCAAGUACCGCCUCGCUGUGACUAUCAGUCUCUGCGUGAUCCCUCUCAUCGCGCUCUGGCUGGUGCUUAGCUCGUUUAUGUUUUGCAUCCCCGUGUCGGAUUUUUGGAGUCCUGUGUCCCAGCAGAGAUGUCUGCCAAAAGAGAUUUGGUUCCUCAAUGCCGCAUUGCAGAUUGUCACGGAUAUGUGGAUUGUUUUCUUGCCUAUGCCCGUGUUGGCGAGGUUGAAGUUGCCGCGACGACAGAAGGUUGCUGUUGUGCUGGUUUUUGGGUUGGGGAUUUUUGUCUGCAUAGUUAGCAUUGUUCGCAUCUCCGCCCUCACCGAGCUCACCUCCCACGACGACGACACGCGCUACAACUCCCCCGCCGCAAUUUGGUCCUUCAUCGAAGCAAAUGUCGCCAUCAUAUGCUCCAGUCUCCCGCCCCUUCGUCCCUUGAUCAUUCGUCUAAUCCCAUCGUCUCUGCUCACCCCCAGCGCCUCUGAGCAGGAACGGCCCGUCCAUCCGUACUCAUCUUUCGUGGGGAACGAUAACUCCUUGCAUUUCGGGAAUGGGGGUGCGGGAUAUGAAGUUAAUGUUACUGCUUUUGGACGGACUGGUGUACAGCAGAGGGGGUCAAAUUUGGAGCCAAGUUUGGAAGUGAGUCGUGAGCAGAGUCACGAAGGACAAAGUCAGAAGGAGGAUGGGGUGGGUUCUGCUACUACCGGUGAUACGGAUAGUGGGAUACAGGUGGUGAAGGAAUUACAAAUGGAUUCGGAUUUGAGGCGUUCUAAGGAGGGAGCAUAA
Molecule: messenger RNA, 1113 nt
Organism: Aspergillus ruber CBS 135680
Lineage: Eukaryota; Fungi; Ascomycota; Eurotiomycetes; Eurotiales; Aspergillaceae
Exons: 4
Coding region: 1-1113 (370 amino acids)
Source: RefSeq, a predicted model, not a curated record